ACCGCGAACCUCCCGAUUCAUCCCGGUCUCUCUCUCUUCCCCUCCCUGCCUCUUCCUCGUCCUCCGCUCUGCAAUUCCGCAAAUCCCGAACCGAAGCAAGGAAGCGAGCGAGCGAAUCCAGCAUGAUUAGCAUUCUAGCUCGGGAGCGCCUGCUUGGCGCAGCUCUGGGCGGCGCGCUCGCCGGAGCGGUGGUGCUCGAGGAGCGGAAGAGGAUAUACCGGUCCAUUUCCGAUGAUCGGUCUCGCCUCGCCGCCCAAGCUCAGAAAAGUGAGCUGAUAUUUGGAAAAGAAUUUCGCUCAGAAUUGGCACACCUGUGGAACAAGUCAGUGGAUAGGACGUUGGGACCUGUAAUAGAGUAUCUUAGCUCUCGUGGGUGGUAGAAAAAUCUGAGCUCCUCGCAAUACAUGGAACUUCAUAAUUUUUUUGAAAUAACUUCUGUAAUGUCCUUCCUAUAUUUGUAUCUCUCCAUUUCCUCUUUAAUGGACCUGCUUCUUCAGUUAGGCCCAUUGGAUAUGAACCCUGGUUAUAGUUUUCCCUGUGCCGAUAUCACUUCAAUGCUGUUGUCCUUUCAUUUGACUCAUUGUAUCAUUUACGAGAUUGAAACUGAAUCCUUUUGGACCUUCCAUUUUGAUUCACCGAAUCGGCCUGUGAAUCUAUUUUGAUGUU
Messenger RNA from Eucalyptus grandis, 666 nucleotides. RefSeq lists its product as uncharacterized. Lineage: Eukaryota; Viridiplantae; Streptophyta; Magnoliopsida; Myrtales; Myrtaceae. Bases 123 to 380 code for a protein of 85 amino acids. The record is from RefSeq and is a predicted model, not a curated record. The transcript has 3 exons.